GUCACACCAUUUGUGUAAUUGUGUUGGAGGACGCGCGAAUUGUUCAACUUGGUCGUCGUUGCCAUUCGAAAAUAUGGGAGACCUACUCAGCAACUCCGAGUUCUUCAAGAAGCUGGGCGUGGACAGCUCCAAUCAGUGGAUCCUCUACGAUGAGCAGAUGGAAAAGUUCUUCAAGUACCUGUCCGAGAACAUAACAGACGUGAAUAUCCUUACAGAGCGAGAGGUUCUCGAGCGCGCAGAGAUGCAGCAGCGGGGAGAGUGGCUGGACGCAUCUGAACGGGAGCAAAGGCUCAUGCAGAUCGAGUCGGAGAGCCCGGGACUCCUGAACUAUAGUCAGCAGGAUGUAGACGCCCUGACCUCGGAGAUCGAAGCUGUCGAGGAGGCAUCGAGGGAGUACGCCACGCUAUUGGAGGACAUGCUCAACAACGAGCACUCGAUAAACAAUCAUCUUACCGAACUGGAGUGCGCCACCUCUGAGCUUCAAACCAAGGAGAAGGAACUGAUCGCUGAGUGCCAGUCCCAAGCCAAGCAAUUGGAGGAGCUGCAGCGUGAGAAUUGCAGGCUGAGCACUGAGGCCAAAAAGGCCUUCACCUCCCAGCAGAUGCCCCCCGUCUUUAUGCACCAGCUGCCACUGGAGCAGUAUUUAAGCAAGUGUGACUCGUUCAUGCAGUUCUUCACUCUGUAUGUCAAGGAGAACUUCAAGAUACAGGAUUAUGAUGAGUUCCAGAGCGCUGAGGCAGAUCUGCUGCAGGAAAAGAACAAACUGGAGAAUUUGCAACGCGGCAUCCAGUAUUAUGCACUGUCCUACAUCAAGAAGAGGGCAAAGGCCAAGGCCACACAGGCCCUUAGUGAUCAGCUGGAUCUGAAGCAGAUUCACUGCCUUAGCCUGGCGGAAAUGGGGCGCGAGUUGCACGACCUGCAGCUGCACAAUGAGAACCAGCUGAGCAUACACGACACCCUCUUCAGUGAUAUCACAAACCACAUACAGCAGCAUACACAGCGGCGCAUAGAGCUCGUGCUCUUCGAGAAUACUAAACUGAAGCUGGAACGGGCGUUGCGGCGACACGAGAGCGACAAAAAGCUAACCAAAAUCAUAUCGGAUGCCCUGUCCAAUGCCGAGUUGCUGUGGAUCGCCAUUCAGCUGGACUGCGACAAGACACGCAACUGCUUGGACCCCUCGGAGGAGCUGCGGAGUCAGGCACAUGCUACGUUUCAGCGGGUUCAAACAAUGCGCUCCAUUAAUGCCAGCCACCAGGGUCUCAGUUCUCAGUUUGUGCAGCAGAUUUCCCAACUGUUGUCGGCCCACCUUGGGCAUACCGUCAAGGCUGCGGAGGCCAAGACUUGCCUCUUCGAAUACGAAAAGUUUGGACGCCUGCUCUCCUAUUCCUUCCAGAGCAUGCUCAACAAGAAGUCCUGUGUCACAGCCCAGGAUCAGCUCGCCGAACUCAAGCGCCUGGAACAGACCCUCCAACCGUUUGUCUACGAUUCGCCGAUUGAAAAGCCACUGUUGGAGAAUGUUCGGUAUCUAAAUCGCAUUUUCAAAGUCAGCCAGCAGCAUAGUCGCCUGGAAGAGGCAGUGCGAUCGCUGCGCACUGAUUUCCAGGAAAACGUUGUGGCCCGUAUGGACAGGGAUAAACUUUGGCGCUAUAGCGUGCUUCUAUGGAUCUGGUUCCUCACUGAGCCGCAACGCGUGAUGUAUGCCAUUGAGGAGGUGAAGAAGGUCGCCGCUGCUGUGGGCCGUCCUGGUGGCCGCCUGCAGCGCAAAUAAUUUAGUCGAAUCUGGUCAGUAAAUAAAUUGUACAUGAAUAAGAGUUUAAAAUUAAAAAAAAAUAUGUAUUUUUGUAGUAAUAAAUAUUUAAUUAUGAACAUA
Drosophila kikkawai is the source of this 1870-nucleotide messenger RNA. It is a transcript of the gene dgt3, whose product is annotated as dim gamma-tubulin 3. The record is from RefSeq and is a predicted model, not a curated record. Lineage: Eukaryota; Metazoa; Arthropoda; Insecta; Diptera; Drosophilidae.